Molecule: messenger RNA, 1868 nt
Organism: Blepharisma stoltei
Lineage: Eukaryota; Ciliophora; Heterotrichea; Heterotrichida; Blepharismidae
Source: the annotation of a GenBank genome assembly
AUGCAGGGACCUGACUCCCGGCAAGGCCUAUUACCAAAGAGAAUCAGUUCUGCUCCUCCCGAUCAAGGUCAACCUCAUCUAAAGGACUCUCCAAAAAAAUCUGCAUUUAAUUCUACUGCAGAAGAAUUUGUUCCUGGAGCAAUAUCAAUACCAAAAUCUGAACCUAUUCCAUUAAAUUUUAAUGCAUUUCAUAUUUUCUCUAAAAUUAUAUCAUUAUCAAAUAAAAAAUUUUUUAAUUUUUCAGCUUUAUAUUCAUCUCAAAUCAUAUACAAAGUGGAACCCAACAGCCUUUGAGUUCGUUCCAGGAACUCCCACCUCAACUUUGCCCUCAUCCCUGCAGCCAUCCGCAAAGGAAUUCGUAAGUGUCAACUUUUCCCCGUCAGCCUCAGAAUUUAUCCCAACAAUUUCAUCAACCAGCUUUGAGCCUUCAACUCUUCCUUCCACAACGCCUUUUAUUCAAGAAGCUGACCCUAUCCAAGAACCAAUUUUAGAAGAAGAGGAAAGUGACGAUGAUUAUUCUUCAGAUUCAGGCUCCAGCUGAGAUCCUUAUACAUUUUCCAUUUCUUCACCUUAAAAUCUAUUAUUUAUUAUUUUUUGAUAUUUAUAAUAAUUAAAUAUAUAUAAAAGUGGAGAAAGUAAAUGGAAGAUUUGUCUAUCCUUAUGAUAUUAUAUGAAGCCUGAAAGAACAAUUCGAAAACCACAGCGAUUUUAAGAACAUCGACCAAGAAUUAUCAGCCAUAAGCCAAAGAACGAUUUUGAUCAAGCGAAGAGAACAUAGGCACAACACCAAAAAAAUGAGCCAAAAAGACCGAGAAUGGCGAGAAAAAGAGCGGCAGGCUCAGCAGCCAAUGGUCUUGAACUGGAGACGAGAAAAGACCAAAGAAGAAGAAAAAAUUUUCCACAGAGCCAGAGUACAUACAGAAAAGCUAAAAGCUACCGUAGAAGACGAAGAAAAGGUAAAAAGACAGGUAAGAGUUACCUUAAACAAGCUUUCUCCUAAUAAUUUAGACAAACUUCAAGACCAGCUUCUCCAAAUAGCGAGAGAAAGCUAUGAAAAACUUGGACUAUUAGUAAAAGGAAUAUUUGACAAAGCAUGAUCAGAACAGAAAUACACACAAAUGUACGCGAAGCUUUGCGGAUAUUUUAAGGACCAGUUUGAAGGGUUUAAAUACCCUGAUGACGAAUCGAAGACGAAAAACCAUUUUAAGCAUAAAUUAUUACACAUAUGUGAAGAAGCAUUUUCGUAUAAUCCUGAGGAUAUAGCUAUUUUAAGCAAUUUUUAUAAAAAUUAUUAAAAAUCAGAUAUCUGUAUGAGAAAAUUGAUGGUAAUUAUAUUGAGUAUAGGUUGAUAUAAUUAUUUAGAAGGAUUAAACGAAGAACAAAAAGAAAACAAGCGAAACCUCUUAAAGAAAAAAACGCUAGGAAAUGUUCGUUUUAUUGGUGAACUUUUCAACGUAAAAUUAAUCACUGCAAGAGUUGUGCUGCAAUGCGUCCAUGAUUUAGUAGGACUGCCAGGGAAGCAUGAUCCUCCUGACAGAGUAAUUUCAGACCAGAUAGAUGAAGACAAGCUUGAAGGAGCAUGUAUAUUGUUAGGGACAGGUGGAGGAAGCUUUGAAAGAAAUGUGCUAAAGCCAGAAACAACCAGAAUUUUUGACUACCUUGGAAGUUUACUUGAACAUAGAAGUGGAGAACUUUCAAAUAAACUUAGAUUUUACAUUAUGGUAAUCGAUAUUUAGAACCUUAUGGACGAAAGGAAAAAUAAUUGGCAAAAAUCUAAUAAAGAAGAAGUCAAGAAAAUCGAAGAUAUACAUGCAGAGUUCCAUAGAGAGCAAAAUGAAAUUGCGAAAAGACAUGAGAAUCGUAGAUAA